Pelecanus crispus (Dalmatian pelican) is the source of this 976-nucleotide messenger RNA. The record is from RefSeq and is a predicted model, not a curated record. Lineage: Eukaryota; Metazoa; Chordata; Aves; Pelecaniformes; Pelecanidae.
UGGCUGUGGGCUGCUGGGUGUGGGCAUCUGGCUGUCAGUGUCUCAAGGAAACUUCGCCACGUUUUCUCCUAGCUUUCCGUCGCUUUCAGCUGCCAACCUAGUCAUUGCCAUUGGCACAGUCAUCAUGGUGACCGGCUUUCUGGGCUGCCUAGGUGCUAUCAAGGAAAACAAGUGCCUCCUGCUGAGUUUUUUCAUCGUUUUGCUGAUAAUUCUCCUGGCAGAGCUGAUAUUACUCAUUUUGUUCUUUGUUUAUAUGGACAAGGUCAGUGAGAGUGCAAAGAAGGAUUUGAAGGAAGGUAUGAAGCUAUACAAUUCAGAAAAUAAUGUUGGACUGAAAAAUGCAUGGAAUAUCAUUCAAGCAGAGAUGAAAUGCUGUGGUGUGAAUGACUUUACGGAUUGGUACCCAGUGCUGGGAGAAAACACUGUCCCAGACCGAUGUUGUAUGGAAAACUCACAAGACUGUGGACGGAACUCCACUGAAUUAGUGUGGAAAACAGGAUGUUAUGAGAGAAUUAUGACCUGGUUUGAUGAGAAUAAGCAUGUCCUUGGUUCGAUUGGGCUGUGCAUCCUCAUAAUGCAGAUUCUUGGCAUGGCCUUCUCCAUGACGCUCUUCCAGCAGAUUCACAGGACUGGCAAAAAAUAUGAUGCCUAAAGCCUCUGAAACAUUAUCACAUCAACCCCUCUGUCACAUCAUAAAAAUGAACAAAAGGAAUGACUGCAAAGAGUAUCAAGCCUAGCCCUGCUGAGGGAAUCCUUCCCAUUGACCGAUCUACUUUGUUCUUACUUGUCCAGUUAUUAUCACAACUUAUUUGACUCAUUUUCUUGUCUGUUUCACAUUUGCCAUUUAUUUGCCAAAGAGGGGAUCAACCCCCAAACAAAUGGAUUUUCUACAUGAAAUCAUAGAUCCGCUCUAAGAAUGUUUCUUAACUUAAGAAAAUGUUUUGCUCUACUAAUCCAUGCUAUAUGUGCAAAAAUU